Molecule: messenger RNA, 3062 nt
Organism: Sphaerodactylus townsendi
Lineage: Eukaryota; Metazoa; Chordata; Lepidosauria; Squamata; Sphaerodactylidae
Product: rhophilin-1-like
Biological process (GO): negative regulation of stress fiber assembly; signal transduction
Molecular function (GO): protein binding
Source: RefSeq, a predicted model, not a curated record
GAAGGGUUUCCCCCCAGAAAGUACAGACAGUGUGACAGGCCGUGGGUCAUGGCCGACGCUCACGCCCUAGAGCCAUAGUGCCACAUGUGGCAGCCCAUCCGAUGCCCCAGCAGCAGCGGCGAAGAUGAUCCCAGAAGAUGAGAGCCCCCCAGCAGGGGAAGAGGACGGUGAUGGGGACUUCCCGCUGCUCCUUCACUCCUCCGAGAGCGGCAGCCUUCGCAAGGGAUGUGAUCCUCUGGCCCAGACGCAACGUAGCAAACUGCAGCACCGCCGCGCCCGAAUUAACCAGCAGAUCAACAAGGAGAUGAGGAUGCGGGCAGGUGCCGAGAACCUCUUCAGGGCCACCAAUAACAACAAAGUAAAGGAAACCGUUGCUUUGGAGCUUAGUUUUGUGAAUUCGAACCUGCAGCUUCUGAAGGAAGAGUUGGAGGAGCUGAACAGCUGUAUGGGGGCUUACCAGAAUGACAGUGACUCCAUCAGCGCUGGGGCCAGCCAUGCGGGACUCCCAGCCGUAAACGAAGCCGGCCCUGGCAAACUGCUUCCAGGAAUACCACAGUCUCUACUUUACUUUCUCGAUAACCGUUUCUUCAACAGGAACUUGGGGUCCUUUUUUUUCCACUGGUAUGACUCUCUGACCGGAGUCCCUUCGCACCAGCGGGCGCUGGCUUUUGAGAAAGGGAGCGUGCUCUUCAAUAUUGGGGCUCUGCACACGCAGAUUGGCGCGCGUCAGGAUCGGACCGCCCUGCAGGGGGUGGAGUGCGCCAUCGAUGCGUUCCAGAAGGCAGCAGGAGCCUUCAACUAUCUGAAAGAGAAAGACUUCCUCCAACCAGCUUCACCUGGAGCACAUACAGCGAGCACGGCCUCCUUGAACAUGCUGGUGCGGCUGAUGAUCGCCCAAGUGCAGGAGUGCGUCUUCGAGAAAGUCCUCCUCCUCCGGGCCCAGAGCGACUUCCUCACCUGCCUGCAGUUGGCGCAGGAAGCAGCCAGGGUGGAUGAAGUUUACUCUUUGGUGUACCAGACCAUGACCCAGCCCCACGUGAAGGACUACGUCCCCUUCUCGUGGACCACCAUGGUGCCAUCAAUUGCCGUCAGCGUUUCAGCAUUUCUGCUGCCUCUGCUCGUACUCUACUACACUUCGCCAUCGCCCUCUCGCGACUGUCCGGCUGCAUCUGACGUGGAUCUCCCAGACCACGAGAAAGCCCUCCUGCAGUUCCACGUCAGCGUGCCGGAGGGGCCAGCUCUCUGCCAGCUCCUACAAGAUUCAGAGGAGCGAAGAAAGCUGGGGAAGGCGCAUCUCAAAAAGGCCAUCAUGAGGCACGAGGAAGCGAUGCGGCUGCACAGCCUCUGCAAGAUCCUGAGGAAGAUGGACAUUCUGCAGGAGGUGCUCUGCUUCACCCACAAGCGCUCACUCAGCAAGUACGCGGAGAUCGAAUUUCAAUUUAGAGAGGACUUCUUCGGCAACCGUGGAUCGUUUCGAUGUCCACAACCCAAAACGCAACAGAGGCCAGAGGUCAAGUCCCCCAACUUCUCCAAAGUGAAGAUCGUGGACAUCUUCCACAGACUGGGCCCGCUGUCCGUGUUCUCGGCUAAGAACAGGUGGCACCCGCUGCGGGCCGUUCAUCUGGCCCGAGGGAGAAAGCGGCUUCAGGUUCUACACCGGCGAGAUCUCCCUCCGCCCUCAUCGCUGGGCUAGUCGCCGCUGGGAAGUUGCUGCGAAAUGGCCGAAGCUGGCCUGAAAGAGGGGGACUACAUCAUCUCCGUCGGCGGCAAGGAUUGUAAGUGGGCCAAACACGCGGAGGUGGUGCAGCUGCUGAAGGUGAUCGGGGAAGAGGGGGUGGAUGUCAGUGUGAUCACACUGCAGCCCCCACGGUCCUGGCAGGUGGACAAGAAGCUGUCGGCGAUGUCUUCGGGCACCCCCAGCCCGCUGAAGGGCAACAAGGAGAACCAGCGGAAGAGCUUGCUGCCGCGAGACAAGGGGCCCAGCACCCUCCUCCUGGGCUGGGGCCGGAAGAGCAAAGCGCCAGCACCUUUGAACUCCUUCACUUCUGUGGGAGACAACUUAACAGGCUCUGUUGGAUUACGCCGUCUGGGCCCUGCUGGCAGACGCCGGGGGGCCUUGGCAGCCCCGGCCGAAUAAGUACUCAGCGGAGGACUCGCGAACCCACAAACUGAAGGGGCUGGUGGGCGGCCUCCCAGCAGCGUCUGAGACUUCCUGGAACGAGAGUUCUAGGUGUUUAAUAGCUGACACCACGGAUGCCGAACGGAGACUCGAAAUCCCUGAUGCUGUGGGGAAAGCAGGAGAGGACACUACUGCCGAGCGGCUGGAAUCUGGACACUUAGCUAGAAAGAAACGUGGACCUCGAUCUCGCAGGUCGCAUUAAACGAAGGACGAUCGACGCCAGCAGAUUAUAGCUGGUCCUUUCUCUCGAGGCUGUUUCCCUCUGCCGAAAGCCGCCUGCCUUGCCGCCGCACGAAGCGAAGGGGUAAGCAAUAAAAGAGCCGUGGCCGCUUGAGGCGAUGUAAGGGCAGGGAAGGUUUGUGGCAAACGUGGCAAACGAAGUCCCAGGCUCUUUUGGGGGGGGGGGGCUUUGAGAAGCGGGAAGAUUUCAGGCAGUUCAGAGAUAGGAGUGGGCAGCCUGGAAAAAGUGCCUAAGAGAUGUGAGCCUGGCUGGGGGAAGUCUGUCCAAAGGAGUGGGGGAGGGCAGGCGAACUGCUUGCUGCAUUUUUCUCGGAGAUGCCAGGGUUUGAACCUGGAGCCUGGUGCAUGCCGAGCAAAAGCUGUACCUCUGAGCUAUGGCCCCUCCCCUCACACCUCUGCAGGGUGCGUCCUGUGUCGAUUUCUUUUUUCAAAGCUGUGAUUUAAAAUGCAGUUUCUCUCCCAACUGAACUCUACAUUGGAAGGGGUGUUUGGUUUGGAAAUCCAGAAUCGUGGCAACGAGGGGUUUAUUUUUGGGGGGGGGGGGGUUGUCCAUGCUUUGCCUAUAGCAUUAAUUUGAACUGGUGUGCAACCUCUUUUCGAUACCUUGGAGCCGUGAUGUAGCAAUAAAGAGUGCCUCAGAGCA